AAAGGUGUAACAUUGUUUGAUAUGUCAGGAUAAUACUGAGUGUGUACACUUAUUUACAUACAAAGCAAUGGAAUUGCUUGGAGAAGAGUUUGGGGACAUGAGUCCCCAACAGCUCGCGGCUCCGGUCAACACUGUGGAGGAAAAGUGGAAACUAUUGCCAGCGUUCCUCAAGGUGAAAGGUCUGGUGAAACAACAUAUCGACUCCUUCAACUAUUUCAUCAAUGUUGAGAUAAAGAAGAUCAUGAAGGCUAAUGAGAAGAUCAGUAGUGACGCAGAUCCCAUGUGGUACCUGAAAUAUCUCAACAUCUACGUGGGCAUGCCUGACGUGGAGGAAAGCUUCAACGUAACGAGACCGGUCUCUCCUCAUGAGUGUCGCCUGAGGGAUAUGACGUACUCGGCGCCCAUCACUGUGGACAUCGAGUACACGCGAGGCAGCCAGAGAAUCAUCCGGAACGCUCUUCCCAUUGGACGAAUGCCCAUCAUGCUGCGUAGCUCCAACUGUGUCCUCACGGGGAAGACCCCCCUGGAGUACGCCAAGCUGAACGAGUGCCCUCUCGACCCAGGGGGCUACUUCAUAGUGAAGGGUCAGGAGAAGGUCAUCCUGAUCCAGGAGCAGCUGUCUAAGAACCGCAUCAUCGUCGAGCAGGACAGGAAAGGAACCGUGGGAGCCUCUGUCACCAGUUCCACUCACGAGAAGAAAAGUAGGACCAACAUGAUAGUCAAGCAGGGCAGGUUCUACCUCCGACACAACACGCUCUCAGAGGACGCCCCCAUCGCCAUCAUAUUCAAGGCCAUGGGAGUGGAGAGCGACCAGGAGAUUGUGCAGAUGAUCGGGACGGAGGAGCACGUCAUGGCCAACUUUGCUCCCAGCCUGGAGGAGUGUCAGAAGGCCCAGAUCUUCACCCAGACCCAGGCACUGAAAUACAUUGGUAAUAAAGUCCGGCGCCAGCGCAUGUGGGGUGGACCCAAGAAAACCAAGAUGGAGGAGGCUCGGGAGCUCCUGGCGUCCCUCAUCCUAACCCACGUACCUGUGAAGGAGUUUAACUUCCGAGCCAAGUGUGUGUACCUGGCGGUGAUGGUGCGCCGUGUCAUACUGGCACAGGGGGAGAACAAGGUGGACGACAGAGAUUACUAUGGCAACAAGCGUCUGGAGCUGGCGGGACAGCUCCUGUCUCUGCUCUUUGAGGACCUCUUCAAAAAGUUCAACUCGGAGUUGAAGAAGAUCUCCGACCAGAUCAUCCCCAAGCAGAGGGCCGCUCAGUUCGACGUGGUCAAGCACAUGCGCCAAGACCAAAUCACCAACGGCAUGGUGAACGCCAUCUCCACGGGUAACUGGUCCCUGAAGAGGUUCAAGAUGGACCGCCAGGGCGUGACCCAGGUCCUAUCCCGGCUGUCCUUCAUCUCGGCGCUGGGCAUGAUGACCAGGAUCUCGUCCCAGUUUGAGAAGACCAGGAAGGUCAGUGGGCCGCGCUCCCUGCAGCCCUCCCAGUGGGGCAUGCUGUGCCCCUCCGACACCCCUGAGGGGGAGGCUUGUGGCCUGGUGAAGAACCUAGCCCUGAUGACCCACAUCACCACGGACAUGGAGGACGGCCCCAUUGUGAAGCUGGCAUUUAACCUUGGCGUGGAGGACGUCAACCUGCUGUGUGGAGAGGAGCUCUCCUACCCCAGCGUGUUCCUGGUCUUCCUCAAUGGUAACAUUCUGGGGGUCAUCAGGGACCACCCGAAGCUGGUCAGCACAUUCAGGCUGAUGAGGAGGGCAGGCUUCAUCAACGAGUUUGUGUCCAUCUCCACCAACCUGACGGACCGCUGCGUCUACAUCUCCUCUGACGGGGGCCGCCUGUGCAGGCCCUACAUCAUCGUGAAGAAAGGCCAGCCCAUGGUGAAGAACCGCCACAUUGAGGAACUCUCACAGGGAUAUAGAACCUUUGAGGACUUCCUCCACGAGAGCCUGGUGGAGUACCUGGAUGUGAACGAGGAGAACGACUGCCAGAUCGCGCUCUACGAACACAUGAUCACAGGGGAAACCACCCACUUGGAGAUUGAGCCCUUCACCUUGCUGGGGGUGUGUGCAGGACUCAUCCCUUACCCCCACCACAACCAGUCCCCCAGAAACACCUACCAGUGUGCGAUGGGCAAGCAGGCCAUGGGUACGAUUGGCUACAACCAGAGGAACCGCAUCGACACAUUGAUGUACCUGCUGGCUUACCCCCAGAGACCCAUGGUGAAGACCAAGACCAUUGAGCUCAUCGAUUUUGAGAAGCUGCCGGCGGGGCAGAACGCCACAGUGGCCGUGAUGAGCUAUAGUGGAUACGACAUUGAGGACGCCCUGAUUCUCAACAAAGCCUCCCUGGACAGAGGCUUCGGCAGGUGCCUGGUCUACAAGAACGCCAAGUGCACGCUGAGACGCUACACCAACCAGACCUUCGACAAGGUGAUGGGUCCCAUGCUGGACGCCGCCACACGCAAGCCCAUCUGGAGACACAGCAUCCUGGACGCCGACGGCAUCUGUUCCCCUGGAGAGAAAGUGGAGAACAAGCAGGUUCUGGUGAACAAGUCCAUGCCCACCGUAACCCAGACCCCCCUGGAGGGGGGCACCCAGCCUGGCCAGCCCCAGUACAGAGACGUGCCCGUCGGCUACAAGGGCUCCACCGACUCCUACAUCGAGAAGGUGAUGAUCUCCUCCAACGCCGACGACGCGUUCCUCAUCAAGAUCCUGCUCAGGCAGACCAGGAGGCCGGAGAUCGGAGACAAGUUCAGCAGCCGUCACGGACAGAAAGGUGUGUGUGGUCUCAUAGUGCCCCAGGAAGACAUGCCCUUCUGCGACUCGGGUAUCUGUCCUGACAUCAUCAUGAAUCCUCAUGGGUACCCCUCCAGAAUGACGGUGGGGAAGCUGAUCGAGCUGCUGGCGGGCAAGGCCGGCGUGCUAGAUGGACGCUUCCACUACGGCACGGCUUUCGGAGGGAGCAAGGUGAAGGAUGUGUGUGAGGACCUGAUCCGCUACGGCUACAACUACCAGGGCAAAGACUACGUCACUUCUGGCAUUACCGGGGAACCUCUGGAGGCCUAUAUCUACUAUGGACCAGUGUACUACCAGAAGCUAAAACACAUGGUCCUGGACAAGAUGCACGCCCGUGCCCGAGGACCCAGGGCUGUUCUUACCAGACAGCCCACGGAGGGUCGCUCCAGGGACGGGGGCCUCCGCCUGGGGGAGAUGGAGCGGGACUGCCUGAUUGGCUACGGAGCCAGCAUGCUGCUGCUGGAGCGCCUCAUGAUCUCCAGCGACGCCUUCGAGGUGGACGUCUGCGGGCAGUGCGGCCUGCUGGGUUACUCAGGCUGGUGCCACUACUGUAAGUCGUCGUGUCACGUGUCAUCGCUGAGGAUCCCCUACGCCUGCAAGCUGCUCUUCCAGGAGCUGCAGUCCAUGAACAUCGUGCCUCGCCUCAAACUGGCCCGCUACAACGACUGAGCUGCUGAUGGAGACCAGAGGGCAGGGGAGAGGAGAGGAGAGGAGAGG
Osmerus eperlanus (European smelt) is the source of this 3514-nucleotide messenger RNA. It is a transcript of the gene polr3b, whose product is annotated as polymerase (RNA) III (DNA directed) polypeptide B. The record is from RefSeq and is a predicted model, not a curated record. The transcript is spliced from 28 exons. NCBI's taxonomy places the organism in Eukaryota, Metazoa, Chordata, Actinopteri, Osmeriformes, Osmeridae. Gene Ontology annotation, molecular function: ribonucleoside binding; DNA binding. Gene Ontology annotation, biological process: DNA-templated transcription. The coding region runs from base 68 to 3466 and encodes 1132 amino acids. Gene Ontology annotation, cellular component: RNA polymerase III complex.